GUCGCGGACAGUCCUGUGUUUGUUGUUCUUUUUGCUGGGCAGGGGGUGGUCGCCGCAUGCGUGGGAUCUUCCAGUGACAGGGAGUAGGUUGCGGGUUGCCUUACAGCUAUAAACACCGCGGAGCCCCCUUUGACCAUGAUGUUUGGAAGUCUGCGGGAGCGGCUGCUCAGUGUGCAGCAGGACUUCACCAGCGGGCUAAAGAGUUUAGGGGAUAAGUCAAGAGAAGUGAAAAUAAAAAAGCAAUACAGGCCAGCUGAACAGCUCUCAAAGUUUCCUGCUGGAGCAGAACUCCUUAACAGGUAUGAAGAUAACUGGGCUGCACUCCACAAAGUAGCCCGAGAAUGUGCUAUAGCUGGAGAGCAGGUAGAUGGGGAGUUGGUGAUGCUAUCAGCACACUGGGAGAAAAAGAGGAAUAGUCUUGUAGAACUACAGGAACAGUUGCAACAAGUGCCAGGGUUUAUAGCAGAUUUGGAAUCAGUUACUGCAAAACUAGUUGCACUGGAAGGAUGCUUUGAAGAUGUUGAAAGAAACUUGUUGGAACUGGAGGAUCUGUGUGAACAGUGUGAAUUACAGAGAUUUAAACACGUGCAAUACAUGCAGCUAGAGCAAUAUAAAAAAAGUAAAAGGAAAGAGCUGGAGAACUUUAAAGCUGAGCUGGAUGCAGAGCAUACUCAGAGGGUGUUGGAUAUGGAGCAUGCCCAGCAGAUGAAGCUGAAAGAGAGACAGAAGUUCUUUGAAGAAGCUUUCCAACAAGAUAUGGAGCAGUAUCUUUCUUCUGGCUAUUUGCAGAUAUCGGAAAGAAGAGAGCCCAUUGGAAGUAUGUCGUCCAUGGAAGUCAAUGUGGACAUGCUGGAGCAGAUGGACCUGAUGGACAUGUCUGACCAAGAAGCUCUUGAUGUUUUCUUGAAUUCCGGAGCGGAAGAGAACAGUGUUCUUUCUCCUAUGAUCGGUACUGUUGGCUUAAAUUCUGUCACGUUAUACCUUAUACCUUUAGGAACAAAUAGGUCCAGUGCUUUAUGUUUAAACAACAUUCAUUUUGGGGGGAUUCAUAAUUCUGGAGACCAAACUCAAGCUAUAACAGUGGUCUAAGAUAUUUCAUAAUAUACUGACGAGAUGUGAAUACAAUUUUCAUCAUUCAAAGUUUUGCAUUUUCAUUUACAGUCCUUACAGGGGCAAUAUACUCCCUUGUUCAACAUUAGUUCAAUAAACAGGGCUGAAUGUACUUUUUUCAAACAAAAAAAAAAUCUGUGUUCUUUUAAUUUUUUAAGAUAAACAGACUGAAGCUCCUCUAUGUUUGGUCCUUGCAAGGCAGAUAAUUAGAUUUCUAGAGCACAGGUAAUCCCCUUGCAAAAUAGAAUCUCACCAACAAAACAGUCACAACAAAGGGGGAGGGGUUGUGUAUAUAUGUAUAUAUAUUAGUUUCUAAUUAUCUACUUUACAAUGUAACCAAUCCAAAACAUAAAGUAGCUUUCGUUUUAGCUCAAAAAGUAACAAAAAACAUAUUUGGUGUGAUUAAAACAAUAGGCAAAAGAAUGUUCGGCACAGGUACGAUUCAUUAAACCUAUCUUAAACAAGGGGGAAUACUGACAUUUUAAUGUAACUAAUCUUAAUACACUAAACUAGGGUUGUAGAAGUGUUUUCUUUAAGGGAAUUUCAAAUCAUUUUUGUAUAUAAUGUAUCAUGCACACCAUUGGCCGUCAUUUAAUGUAUUUACUUUAAGUAUUAAAAGGAAAUAAUAAAACUUGCGUAUUUCUGUAUUGAUUAUCACAUAUUCUGUUAAAGUACUUAAUCAUGUAUACAAUUGGUUAUAUUUUACCUUCUUGCACACUUGCUGAUCACAUGUCCAUUUAAAAUGCCAGAUAAAUUCAAAAGGGAUCCAUCGUUAAUUAGAAAAAAGUCUUAUUUUAAUCACUGUGAAUAAAUAUGUUGUUUUACCACA
Messenger RNA from Xenopus laevis (African clawed frog), 1939 nucleotides. RefSeq names its product dystrobrevin binding protein 1 L homeolog (gene dtnbp1.L). Gene Ontology annotation, biological process: neuron projection development; regulation of synaptic vesicle exocytosis; anterograde synaptic vesicle transport. The record is from RefSeq and is marked provisional. NCBI's taxonomy places the organism in Eukaryota, Metazoa, Chordata, Amphibia, Anura, Pipidae. Gene Ontology annotation, cellular component: melanosome membrane; synaptic vesicle membrane; postsynaptic density.